UUGUGCUUUGUGUUUGUGCAUCUCUAUUUACUUUCUCUUUCUCUGAUCUAAGGGUUUUCCUUGUCCAAUAUAAACUCCAAGGCCACACCCACUUCAGACCAUUCCUUUUAUGCAGUAUUAUCUCCAGGGUUGUAAUUAAUCAUGGAGUUUAUGGUGAUUACUUUGUUUUUCAAAAUUAGUCUCUUCUUAUUAUUGCAAGCGCCCUGUGCUUCUUCUCUUCAAAUUCAAGUGCAAUAUUCACAUGAAAAAGCCAUUGAAGUACAGCUUUCUGAUCUGCCAAGAAAGCUCAGAGUCACUGCUGAAGUAACAGUUAAACAACAUGGAGCUCCGGAUACGAUGUCAAGCAACAAGCAGCAGAAUGAGCCUGUCCAUUCUGGGAAGACAAAAAAUAAAGAAAAAGGAGUGAUGCAUGGAAGCAAAGGGACAUGGCGAGAAUGGGUGGAGGGAACAGACACAUCACAAUAUUUUACUAUGGAUUAUUCUCAUGUUAAAAGACGACGCCCCAUACAUAACAAGGCCUUGCCGGUUGGUCCCUAAAAUAUGCCCGCAUCUCAGUACAAAUAGAUCGACCCCUUUUUCGUUACAAUUUUGUUGAUUUUUGUAAUUACGAAAUUGAGGAAGGUGUCGUUUCUUCAUAUGUAUAAUGGGCGACAUUGUUGUUGCAAAUUCUAUAACAUCUCUUGGUUUGCUAGUCAAACGAGGCUACAAACAAACCCCAAUAUUUGGAGACAAGCUUUCACAA
Mangifera indica (mango) is the source of this 742-nucleotide messenger RNA. Its product is annotated as protein GOLVEN 6-like. The record is from RefSeq and is a predicted model, not a curated record. Bases 142 to 537 code for a protein of 131 amino acids. The transcript has 4 exons. Lineage: Eukaryota; Viridiplantae; Streptophyta; Magnoliopsida; Sapindales; Anacardiaceae.